ACCUUAUCGUUCGACACGCGAUCGAAAUAACGGCGCCUCCAGUUUCCCCGUUAAAGAUGAUUCCCCGUCACUGUAAACAGGACCACUUUACUAUUAAAACACGCCAUUUCUCUAUCAAACCCCAAAAAACCAAAAGCUCCUCUCUAUACUCAAUCCUAGCCGUUAAAAACAACAAUCAAUCAAUCAUCAUCAUCAUCUUCCUUCUUCUUCUUCUUCCUCAUCCUCUCAACUUUAACCAUAUCUCUCUCUCUCUCUCUGUUUCGUAGAAAAGUUAAACUUCACGCACACGUAACCUAAAAAAUCGAAGAUGGUGAGGAAAUGUAGGAAAGGUAAAGGAUUAGUGGAAGCUGGAGUUUCGUCGACGUAUAUGCAGCUUCGUAGCCGGAGAAUCGUUUAUAUCAGAUCGGAGAAAGCUAAUAGCUCCGUCGGUGAUAUUAAUAAUGGAGUUUUGUCGUCUUGUUGUGGGAGCAAUGAAUAUAAUAAUAAUAAGAACAUAGAUCUGGAGGAGGAGGAUAAAGAUGGUGACACUGAAACGUCGACGUAUCGACGGAGUACGAAGAGGAAGCUGUUUGAGAAUUUGAGAGAAGACGACAAAGCGACAAGCAAAUCAAUGGAGAAUUAUUCAUUGGAAUUUGAACCUAUGGUUAAAGAGUCGUCAGAUAGUUGUUGUAGCGGGAGAGUAGCGAAGGAGGAAGAGAAGACGGCGGAGAUGCCAACGGUAUCAGAAAUCGAAGAUUUUUUCGCGGAGGCUGAGAAACAACAUCUCAGUAAAAAAUUCGAGAAGAAGUAUAAUUUCGAUUUUGAGAAGGAGAAGCCAUUAGAAGGACGUUACGAAUGGGUUAAGUUAGAGUGAAGAAGAAGGAAGAAUUAUGUUUUAGUAGUUAAUUUUUUUAGAUUUUAAUUUUUAUAAGAAUAAGUUAAUUUCUUUUUCUUUUAGCUUUAUUUUGUUGAAGUUGGGAAAAGAAGAUUUGUAGAAGGAAUGUUUUUAGAAGUACGAAAUUGCACAGAAAGUAAGAAAAAGCUUUUUGUUGAGUUUUCUAACAGAUUUUUAGAGCCCAGAAAAGUCGUGUCUUUUAGCUCAACGUUUCCCUUUUUUUUUUACCUCUUCUUCCUUCGAAUCCUAUGUACUUCUCUAUCUUUUAGCAUAUUCUUAUGGGUAGGAGUACAUUUUUGUUUUUGUGGACAAAAAUAAUCAUUUUAUUUCUA
Molecule: messenger RNA, 1206 nt
Organism: Camelina sativa (false flax)
Lineage: Eukaryota; Viridiplantae; Streptophyta; Magnoliopsida; Brassicales; Brassicaceae
Product: cyclin-dependent kinase inhibitor 1
Biological process (GO): negative regulation of cyclin-dependent protein serine/threonine kinase activity
Cellular component (GO): nucleus
Molecular function (GO): cyclin-dependent protein serine/threonine kinase inhibitor activity
Source: RefSeq, a predicted model, not a curated record